AAGGAACAUAAGGACAGCACUGCAGAAUCAGGUGCCCAGAGGUGGAGGGCAGCAGUGAGAAGGGGCUUUGUUAGUACUCUGCCUGGUUCUGGCACUGUCGUUCUCUAGGGACAAUGGAGAGCUGCGUCAGGAACUCCGGUGUAAUGGAAACUACAGGACCAUCUCUCACCAGAUACUUUGUUCCCAUGCUCCUCCUUCAGAUGGUAGCACCAAGUUCAGAACAGUUUACAGUGACUGGCUUACAGGGGCCAAUCUUGGCUCCAUUUGGUGGCAUAGUUGAGCUCAGCUGCCAGCUGUCCCCACCACAAAAUGCAGAACACAUGGAAAUACGCUGGUUCCGGGAUCGCUAUACACAACCUGUUCACCUAUACAACAAUGGCAAAGACCUGCAUGUAGAAACUAUCUCCAGGUAUGUGGAGCGGACAGAGCUCCUGAAAGAAGCUAUCAGAGAGGGUAAAGUGACCCUCAGGAUCCUCAAUGUCAGUGUUGAUGACCAUGGGCAGUACCACUGCUUCUUCAAAGAUGGUGAUUUCGAUGAAGAAGCCAUCACAGAAGUGAAGGUCACAGCUACAAGCUUAGGAAUACAGAUUCUUGUGCAUCCUCCUAAUACCAAAGGUCUUUUGGUGGAAUGUAAUACAGGAGGUUGGUUCCCACAGCCUCAAAUGGAAUGGAGAGACAGCGGAGGAGAGAUCAUUCCGCCUACAUCCAUAUCCCAUUCACAGGACACAGAUAAAUUGUUCAACAUGAAGAUGACCCUUCUCCUUAAAUCGAGCUCCCAUAGGAAUGUCACUUGCUGCCUUCGAAACCCCGUAACUGGCCAAGAGGAAAGGACAAGCAUUGUCCUAUCAGAUCAAUUGUUUCCGUGGAACUUUAUUUGGAUAAUGAUUCUGAGCAUAAUUCUGGGUCUGCUGGUGAUAUUUAUCAUGGUGCCAAGUGUUGAUCUAUAUCGCAGAUUAAAAAAACUACAGCAGAAAGGAUCCAGGGAACAGUGUUCUAUAUGUUCCAGAGUCUGUACCAAAGACUGUCUGCCUAAUACUGGAUGCACAGAUUGUUGCGGCAAAAUGAUAAAUCCUGUAGUAGUGGGUAUAAUGAUAUUGGUGCUUUCCCUAGUUGUAAUCACCUCACUCAUUUCCUUUUUGCAUCACAAAAGCAGAGUUCCUGCUUCAGAUCCACAUUUCCAAUUGGAUACUAUGUGGUUGGAAGAUAUCACGGUGAUCCUGUGUGUUCUGACUGUCUUCAUCACCAUGAUCAUUUCCUUUAUUUACUUUAGAUUCAGAGGUGUCCUAGAAAUAUAGGAAUUAAACAAGCAUCAACCAUCUCGUCCGGAACUCUGGAUUAAGGUAUACAGUGGAAGAGGAGGCCUACGUGGCAACCUUACAAACUCAGAGACCUAAAAUAACCACAAAGGAUGAUCUGAAAUUAAAACUUUUAAACUAAAAGCAGUUUAUGGUGGGUAGUCAUAUUCUAGCUAGAAAUCUUCUCUGACAAAGAUCAAUUUUCACCUUAAUUAAGCCUGUCUAUUGUCUUUUUGCAUCUAUGAUAACACACCUUUGGAAUGUGAUAACACACCUUUUUCUGUACCCCUCAUGUUCAGGCACCACUCUGUAGAGACCACAAAUCCCCUCACUGUUAUUGAGUUAAUUGUUGACUGUUAACUCUCCUGUACCCACCUAUGUAAAGGAAAUAUGUAUCUUUCAUUUUACUGUUUAUCCAAUCCCAGAGGUUUCCCACUUUUCUUUCUCUUGCCUUUCAAAUUUAUCACCAGUGGAUUUUAUGUAACCCACCUUACAUCUUCUCUUUUUAUCAUAAUGUAUUUUUAAAAAGGUGAAAAACUGCCAUUCUCUGGAGCAUUUUCUCAAUCCUUUGAGAUUUUGCUUCCCAGAAAUUGUCGACAGUUUGGCUCACAAAAAUUCUCUUUAGGUUUGAAUGUUUCUUACGUUAACAGUGGCCCUACAAUUUUGUGUAUAACCAAGUAAUUGUCAGGUGGAGGACAAAUAAAAUAUAUUC
Eptesicus fuscus (big brown bat) is the source of this 2007-nucleotide messenger RNA. RefSeq names its product putative selection and upkeep of intraepithelial T-cells protein 1 homolog. Gene Ontology annotation, molecular function: signaling receptor binding. The record is from RefSeq and is a predicted model, not a curated record. The transcript has 9 exons. NCBI's taxonomy places the organism in Eukaryota, Metazoa, Chordata, Mammalia, Chiroptera, Vespertilionidae. Gene Ontology annotation, biological process: regulation of cytokine production; T cell receptor signaling pathway. Gene Ontology annotation, cellular component: external side of plasma membrane. The coding region runs from base 114 to 1295 and encodes 393 amino acids.